Messenger RNA from Striga asiatica, 407 nucleotides. The record is from the annotation of a GenBank genome assembly. NCBI's taxonomy places the organism in Eukaryota, Viridiplantae, Streptophyta, Magnoliopsida, Lamiales, Orobanchaceae.
AAGGCCACACUUCAUGGGUGUGGAACAAUUGGGUGACCUUAAUUCCAUUGCUAGCUAUAAGGUUAAGGAGGGAAGUGAUGAGUGAACAAACAAGAAUCAAAGAUCACAGCUGGGUGCCACUUCUAGGUCAUAGCAGUCCACAACCUCUUGAGGAAUGGAGAGACUCUAUCCUUUGGCCAUCAAGUCUCUUAGGUCUGAUCUACCUAAUAGAUGGAGAUGAUUAUUGGAGGAAAAAAGGCCACACUUCAUGGGUGUGGAACAAUUGGGUGACCUUAAUUCCAUUGCUAGCUAUAAGGUUAAGGAGGGAAGUGAUGAGUGAACAAACAAGAAUCAAAGAUCACAGCUGGGUGCCACUUCUAGGUCAUAGCAGUCCACAACCUCUUGAGGAAUGGAGAGACUCUAUCCUU